GCGGUGCAGGCGGGAACAGCUUCUCUCUCUCUCUCUGCCUCGAACUCGAUCCAGAUCUCUCUCUUCUGUUCCUUGUCCUCUCCGCAGGAGGCGUGCGCAAAGCUCAGAGGGCCGAGGGAGGGAGGGACGACCCUGCGAGAGCUGCGACUAUCCCUCGGGGCCAUGGACUCGGACGCCAGCCUGGUGUCCAGUCGCCCGUCGUCGCCAGAGCCCGAUGACCUUUUUCUGCCGGCCCGGAGCAAAGGUAGCGGCGGCAGCGGCUUCACCGGGGGCACCGUGUCGUCGUCCACGCCGAGCGACUGCCCGCCAGAGCUGAGCGCAGAGCUGCGCGGUGCCAUGGGCGCGGCGGGCGCGCACCCCGGGGACAAGCUGGGCGGCGGCGGCUUCAAGUCAUCCUCGUCCAGCACGUCGUCGUCCACAUCGUCGGCGGCCGCGUCGUCCACCAAGAAGGACAAGAAGCAGAUGACGGAGCCCGAGCUGCAGCAGCUACGCCUCAAGAUCAACAGCCGCGAGCGCAAGCGCAUGCACGACCUCAACAUCGCCAUGGACGGGCUGCGCGAGGUCAUGCCUUACGCGCACGGCCCGUCGGUGCGCAAGCUCUCCAAGAUCGCCACGCUGCUGCUCGCGCGCAACUACAUCCUCAUGCUCACCAACUCCCUGGAGGAGAUGAAGCGACUGGUGAGCGAGAUCUACGGCGGCCACCAUGCGGGCUUCCACCCGUCGGCCUGCGGCGGCCUGGCGCACUCGGCGCCCCUGCCCGCCGCCACGGCGCACCCCGCGGCCGCCGCGCACGCCGCACACCACCCCGCGGUCCACCAUCCCAUCCUGCCUCCUGCGGCGGCCGCGGCGGCCGCCGCCGCCGCCGCCGCCGCGGUGUCCAGCGCCUCCUUGCCCGGCUCCGGGUUGUCUUCGGUCGGCUCCAUUCGGCCCCCGCACGGCCUGCUCAAGUCUCCGUCUGCGGCCGCGGCGGCCCCGCUGGCGGGCGGGGGCGGCGGCAGCGGGGGCAGCGGCGGCUUCCAGCACUGGGGCGGCAUGCCCUGCCCCUGCAGCAUGUGCCAGGUGCCACCGCCGCACCACCACGUGUCGGCCAUGGGCGCCGGCAGCCUGCCGCGCCUCACCUCCGACGCCAAGUGAGCGGGCGGGCGCCGGCGCGUUCUGGCGAGCGGAGGGACCCGGAGGCCGCGGGGAAGCAAGGAGCGGCCGGCGCGGGGGCCUGGGAGCUCAGUUCCCAAGAUCACAGG
Molecule: messenger RNA, 1241 nt
Organism: Hyaena hyaena (striped hyena)
Lineage: Eukaryota; Metazoa; Chordata; Mammalia; Carnivora; Hyaenidae
Gene: OLIG2
Product: oligodendrocyte transcription factor 2
Exons: 1
Coding region: 163-1134 (323 amino acids)
Biological process (GO): oligodendrocyte differentiation; regulation of DNA-templated transcription; neuron differentiation
Molecular function (GO): DNA-binding transcription factor activity; protein dimerization activity
Source: RefSeq, a predicted model, not a curated record